Larimichthys crocea (large yellow croaker) is the source of this 4664-nucleotide messenger RNA. It is a transcript of the gene edem3, whose product is annotated as ER degradation enhancer, mannosidase alpha-like 3. The transcript has 21 exons. Lineage: Eukaryota; Metazoa; Chordata; Actinopteri; Sciaenidae. The coding region runs from base 971 to 3697 and encodes 908 amino acids. Gene Ontology annotation, cellular component: endoplasmic reticulum; membrane. The record is from RefSeq and is a predicted model, not a curated record. Gene Ontology annotation, biological process: mannose trimming involved in glycoprotein ERAD pathway; carbohydrate metabolic process; endoplasmic reticulum mannose trimming. Gene Ontology annotation, molecular function: calcium ion binding; mannosyl-oligosaccharide 1,2-alpha-mannosidase activity.
GCGGAUGUUGUUGACGUUUUCCAUCGUAACGGCAUCCGGUUCGUGAAGGCAGGGUAGCUGAGUGAAACAGCGAGUUUACGGCGAAAUUAUCCAGUUUGUAACAAGAAGGGCUGACAGAGAGAGCCCCGGCCAGGUCCUCUGGUCAGAGAUGGACGUGGUCUUUGUGGAUUUGUCUCAUAUACUCGGUCGUAUGCGGUCAACGGCUCGGCUGGCUAGUUAGCACAGCUGGCUAAUUAAACCGACAAGUGCUCGGCUUAACUUCGACAGAGAGAGAGAGAGAGAGAGAGAGAGAGAGAGAGAGCUCGAGAUAGAGAGAGAGAGAGAGAGAGAGAGAGCUGUCAUUAACUCAUCUUUACUGUUUACACUUCACACACCGGGAUGGUGUGAACAGGAGGCUGCUGCUUUAAUUAACGACUUGAGGAGUGAGAUUGUUGUUGUUAUUAUUAUGUGGCUGCGUCCUGAGGACUGACGUUGCCUUGAUGAUUUAAACCUAGAAUAUAGAGUAUUAUUGUCAUUUUCCCUCAUAUUUUUAAAUCGCAUUUGAUUUUAGGAAGGCGUUAUAUUUUUGUGUCCGGGUUUGUUUUCAACAGGUCCGGGUGUAAAGUAAACAACCCUGCUCAUAGAGACUCAUAGGAGCAACUUUGCACUAUAGUUAAUGUCUUGGUACAUCUCUGUUGUAGGUUACUUGAAAUAACAAACAUUCCUGCUAUCUGUUGAGUUCUGGCUGCAGGUUGCACAUUGCACAUAGUCUAGGAUGAUGCUUUCUGCAGGUUUUGAUGACUAAGUGGUACAACUUGGAACAAAAGCCACAAAGUGCUUUUAACAUGAUCUCAGAGGUAUAACAUAGGUUUAUGUUUCGCAGAUGUUUUCUUGUUCGUCAGGGCAGUGGUAAUGACUCGGUGUUUGCUCAGUGACUGUCUCAGAGCCAAACUGUAGUAGUAUAGUGCUGUGAUCUUGCCCGGCUACCACAAUGUCAGCUGUACUGUUCUUAUUGACGCUGCUCGGAGGGUUGUGCAGCCACGGGCACACCAUGACGCGGGAGGAGAAGCACAGGCUGAGGAACCAAGUGGUUGAGAUGUUCGACCAUGCAUAUCAGAAUUAUAUGGACCAUGCAUACCCAGCAGAUGAGCUGAUGCCACUAACGUGCAGAGGAAGAGUACGUGGGCUCGAACCCAGUCGAGGUGACAUAGAUGACGCUCUGGGAAAGUUCUCUCUGACCCUAAUAGACACUCUGGAUACUCUGGUGCUUUUGAACAAGACGACCGAGUUCGAGGCUGCAGUGAGGAGAGUGCUGUCGGAUGUGAGGCUGGACAACGACAUCGUGGUGUCCGUCUUCGAAACCAACAUUCGAGUCCUUGGAGGUUUGUUGGGAGGGCACUCCAUGGCUCUGAUGCUGAAGGAGGGAGGUCAACACAUGCAGUGGUACCAGGAUGAGCUCCUGCAUAUGGCCAAAGACCUGGGCCUCCGACUGCUGCCAGCCUUCAACACCAGCAGCGGCCUGCCUUAUCCCAGGGUGAACUUGAAAUAUGGUGUCAGGGGUCCUGAGACGAGAACAGGCACAGAAACAGACACCUGUACUGCAUGUGCAGGAACCAUCAUCCUGGAGUUUGCUGCCUUAAGUCGCUUCACUGGUGAUCCUGUGUUUGAGGCUCACGCCCGGCGAGCCAUGGACUUUCUGUGGGAGAAGAGACAGAGAAACAGCAAUCUAGUGGGAACCACCAUCAACAUCCACUCUGGAGAGUGGGUCCGCAGAGACAGUGGAGUCGGAGCGGGGAUUGACUCAUACUAUGAAUACCUGCUAAAGGCCUACAUCCUUUUGGGAGAUGACCUGUUUCUGCAGCGGUUCAAUAUUCACUAUGCAUCGAUAAUGAAAUACAUAAGCCAGCCUCCGCUGCUGCUGGACGUCCACAUCCACAAACCUUUACUUCCCGCUCGCACCUGGAUGGACUCUCUGCUGGCCUUCUUCCCUGGACUGCAGGUGUUGAAGGGAGAUAUCCGUCCCGCCAUCGAGACUCAUGAGAUGUUGUAUCAAGUUACAAAGAAACACAACUUCCUCCCAGAGGCCUUCACUACUGAUUUCAGGGUACACUGGGCUCAACAUCCCCUAAGGCCUGAGUUUGCAGAGAGCACCUAUUUCCUUUACAAGGCCACAGGAGACCCUUAUUACCUGGAGGCAGGUCGCACCAUCCUGGACAACCUCAACCGCUUUGCUCGUGUACCCUGCGGCUUCGCCGCAAUGAAGGACGUACGCACUGGAAGCCAUGAGGACAGAAUGGACUCGUUCUUCCUCGCUGAGAUGUUCAAAUACUUGUUCCUGCUGUUUGCCGAUAACGAGGACUUACCGUUUGACGUGGAGGACUACGUCUUCACGACCGAGGCUCACCUGCUGCCCCUGUCCCUUUCCACAGCCCCUCACUCUUCAUCUAUUCCCUCAAACAGAACGUCAGAGGAGGAGCUGGACGACUCAAACUUUGACUGGACCUGCCCGAACACUCGCCUCCUGUUUCCUGACCCUGCCUUCCCUCGUAACCUGAGAGAACCAAUCCGUACUGCUGUUGACAAGAGCUGCCCCCGCCCAGCUCCUUACAGGGAACCUGGUAUGGGCAGCCCUCCUCUCAGGGCUCAGGAUUUCAUGGCCAACAACCCUGAACAUCUGGAGCUGUUGAGAAGGAUGGGAGUCAGUCUAAUCCACCUGAAAGAUGGCAGGGUGCAGCUCGUGCAGCACGCUACACAGGCGGUCAGUGCGGUGGCAGCAGAGGACGGCGUGCGUUUCAUGCAGGAGAUGAUGGAGCUGUCCAGCCAGCAGCAGAAAGAGCAGCUGCCUCCCAGAGCCAUUCAGAUCGUCUCCCAUCCAUUCUUUGGCAGGGUUGUGCUGACCGCCGGACCAGCACAGUUUGGCACAGACCUGUCCAAAAGUUCCACCGGGGUACGUGGCUUUGUGACCGUGGCUGAACCCUACAGUGGCUGCACCGAGAUCACCAAUGCUGAGUACGUCCAGGGCCACAUCGCUCUGCUUCAGAGGGGACAGUGCAUGUUUGCAGAGAAGGCCAGACACAUCCAGAAGGCUGGCGCCAUCGGAGGCAUAGUCAUCGACGACAAUGAGGGCAGCAGCAGCGACACGGCUCCCCUCUUUCAAAUGGCCGGGGACGGCCGCAGCACGGACGACAUCACCUUGCCUCUCCUCUUCCUCUUCCACAAAGAGGGCAACAUCCUGUUGGAGGCGCUGAAGGAGUACAGGGAGGUGGAGGUGCUGCUGAGUGACAAAGCCCGAGACAGAGCAGCCAUAUUCAAAGGUAAACCUCUUCCUGGCAGCCUGAUUGAGGGCAGUGUGGACGUGCAAGAAGCAGAGGAAGGCUGCGUAACCGAAGCAGUGACUCCCACCUCCUUCGAACCCGUCAGCCAGUCGCAGAUGAGCACGGUGGAGCUAGACGAACCGGCUCCGGAGGAGGUCACUCCAUCCCAGGAGGAAGUCAGUCCUUUAAGUGAAGAGACUAGUCCGGCAGAGGAAGUUCCACCACCGGAAGAGGAAGUUAGUCCUGCAGAUCUGUCAGAGCCCAAAGAGGAGAGAGACUCUGAGAGAAAGACAGAGGAGCCCGAGGGCGACACAGACUCGAGCAGCCAGUCGGUGGACGAACUGCUGGCUGAUUGGCGGGAAGACUUGGAGGCGUUCCAGCAGAUGGAGAAGGAUGAGCUCUGACAGUCGUAGGGCGCUUCGUGCUCUGUGACUGUGGUUUGGUCAGGGAGGGGGACCUCGGAGGGGAACACAUCUUCACACGUCAUCAGUGUCAGUCUGAUGAAGUCAAAUGAAGCUGGGGAGAUGUCUUACCUCUCUUGCGCUCUGUGUAGGUGGUAUCAUGUGCCAAGGCGAGCCCUCAUACUGUAUCUCUGGACCAUAAGGGAGUCCUUUUUUUAGCCUGGUAGAUGAUGGAUAAGAGACCAGGGUUCUUACCUCACUUUCUCAUACAGUUUCUAUUAACGUGUCAAACCCUAAUGAAUGACAUGAAUCAGACUGUAUGUAACAGCGUCUGGCUUUCCACUCCACAUUACUUCUCACACUGUCGUUCUCUCUAUGCAUUUCUGACUUUGCUCAAAUGAAUGCCGGUCCAACAUCUACGAUCUGACUAAUUAAUCCAUCGACCAAUUAAUUUUAUUUAAAUGUGAUGAUUUUUUUUUUGUGAUGAUGCAUUUACUGUCGUCAUGUCCUUGGGCCUAAUCAUAUGUACACAUUGAUGUGAGUUAAAAUGGGGGGGUAUUGGUGAACAUUGAAUAAGCUGCAGGAUGUUUUUACGGCUUUAUGGUAGACGGACUGAACACCAUACUCUCUCUCUCUCUCUCUCUCUCUCUCUGGAGGAUACAAUGAAGUCAUCUGUCAAUGUAAAUAUGUAUUUGUUGAGAUGUAUUGACUGAAACUAUAUAGUGCUGCUUUGCUCAGGUUCUGGUACACCUCCCCCAUGAACAACAACCUCUUGGACCACAUAGGGUGGAGCAGACACACCCUCAGCAGCGCGGCGGGAUCGGUUACACACCUGUAAGCCGCCACAGGAGGGCGCUAUAUGAUCUGUCUGUCACGCUGUAUCUGCAGAUUGAUGGGAAGGAGCAGAAAUAAAAACCAAUAAAUUAACAUGAUGAAAUUAAAUAAAAAAUAAAGAGGGAAAUCGGGAAAG